CGUAACUUCCCCUUUAAUGCCAUCAGUACGGGUUGAUUUCGGUCGGCAGAAUGAAUUCAACUAAAGUUACCGCUUUUUAACUUUCUGCCAACUCACAUUAAAAGGCGUAACUUCGUCUUGUAGAUGUACGCGUGCUUAUCGCUGAUGUUUUAAAGUGUUUGUGUACAGUAAUGUUGUGGUUAGUGUGCUGCUUGUUGUCGGGUGUGAUGAACACUGGACCAGCUGAAGGAUAUUUCCAUGAGGAGCGCUGGAGCCCGGAGUCUGCUGAACUCGCUCCCCGAAUAAUGAUCUCGCUCAUCUGCCGUAACGCUCAGCACUCGCUGCCUCAUGUACUGGGUGCUAUCGAGCGUCUAAAUUAUCCAAAAGAUCGUAUUGCCCUCUGGGUGGCAACUGAUCACAGUAUUGACAACACUACAUAUAUGCUGCGAGACUGGCUUAUCAAUGUACAGAAGCUAUACCAUAAUGUGGAGUGGAGGCCGAAGGAGGAACCAAGAGCAUAUUUUGAUGAGCAAGGACCCAAGGAUUGGACGAAUGAGCGGUACGCCUACGUAAUGAGACUGCGUCAAGCAGCGCUCGAAUCUGCACGAGAAAUGUGGGCAGACUAUCUCAUGAUGAUUGACUGUGACAAUCUCCUGACCAAUCGUGAUGUCUUAUGGAAGUUAAUAAAGGAGAACAAGACAAUUGUGGCUCCGAUGCUGGAGUCUCGUGCGGCCUAUUCCAACUUUUGGUGUGGAAUGACAUCCCAGGGCUACUAUAAACGAACACCCGCAUACAUUCCCAUACGCAAACAAGUGAGAAGGGGCUGUUUUGCCGUUCCCAUGGUGCACUCGACGUUCCUGGUGGAUCUACGGAAAGAAGCCUCCAGACUGCUGGCUUUUCACCCACCGCAUCCAGACUACACGUGGGCCUUCGAUGACAUCAUAAUCUUCGCCUUUUCAGCCCGUAUGGCAGAUGUCCAGAUGUUUGUUUGUAAUAAGGAGACAUUCGGAUUUCUCCCAGUCCCUCUUCGCAUCCACAGCACGUUGCAGGAUGAGGCAGACAGCUUUAUUCAUACUGUACUAGAGGUCAAUGUACGAAAUCCCCCAGUUGAACCUUCUAGACACCUUCCCAAACCUGUGAAGACGCCUGACAAAAUGGGAUUUGAUGAGGUAUUUAUGAUCAACCUGAAGCAACGAGCUGAUCGACGCGAGCGCAUGCUGAGGGCACUGCGAGAGCAAGACAUUACCUGCAAGAUUAUUGCCGCUGUUGAUGGCAAAGCAUUGAAUGUCAGUGACAUCCAUGCAAUGGGAAUCCACAUGCUGCCCGGCUAUAGUGACCCCUAUCAUGGAAGACCGCUGACAAGAGGAGAGAUGGGCUGUUUCCUUUCCCACUACAACAUCUGGAAAGAGAUUGUAGACAGAGGUUUGAAGACCUCAUUGGUCCUUGAAGAUGAUUUGCGCUUUGAGAUCUUCUUCAAACGCCGCCUGCAGAAUCUGAUGCACGAGGUUGAGAGUAAAGGUCUGGAUUGGGAUCUCAUUUAUAUUGGGAGGAAGAGGAUGCAGGUGGACCAUCCUGAGAAAGCAGUACCAAAAAUUCGCAACCUAGUGGAGGCGGACUACUCCUACUGGACCCUGGCUUACAUGAUGUCUUUACAGGGAGCCAGAAAACUCCUCAAAGCAGAACCACUCAGCAAAAUGUUACCUGUGGAUGAGUUUCUGCCUGUUAUGUUUAAUAAGCAUCCUGUAUCGGAUUACAUGGAGCAUUUCGAGACAAGGGAUCUAAAAGCAUUUUCAGCUGAGCCUUUGCUGGUGUUUCCUACACACUACACGGGUGAACCUGGGUACAUCAGUGAUACAGAAACAUCCACGGUGUGGGACAAUGACAAGGUGCGUACAGAUUGGGACAGGAAGCGGUCGGGUAAGACUAAAGAACAGGCUGAGAUCAGCACAAAGGCACAAAACACGAAUGUGCUCCACUCUCCGCUGGACAGAACGGCUCGAGAUGAGCUAUGAGAGACAGACCGAUUGACCCAUGACAUUACUGAGAUUGUAUCAGUUUUUCUUCAUCCUCUCUAUCUGUGGACAUUGUCAAACGUGUUUCCUGUAAGUGUGCUGUUUGACUGAUCAGAAGAAGGCUUGAAAAUGUUUCUUAUUUGUUUGUUUCUCUUAACAGUUUUGUUUUUAAGCUUGAAUCUUUAGAUAAACCGACUACCUAUUACCGGCUGCCUCACCCGUUCACCAUUGUGUCCCGGGACCCUUUGGAAUUCAAAGCAGAGAAUCAAGUGUGGGUUCAGGUUAAGGGCCAUUCACAUGUUGACGAUAACCAUAACUUUAAAGUGAUACCCCAUCCGCAUAUAAAAAUUUUGCCAUAAUUUACUCUCUCUCAAGCAAUCCGAGAUACACGUCUAUCAUCUUUCAGACAAACACAUUUGUAGAUAUUUUAUUAAAUGUUCUUGCUUUUCCAAGCCUUAUUAUGGAAGAAAACAAGGAUCAGGGAACAAUUUCUGACUUUUAAGUCCAAAAAAGUGCAUUCAUUCUUCACUCCCUACGCAACUUACUCAUGGCAACCAACGUUCAUUACGCUAAAACUGUCUCCAGAAUUGCUUGAGUCCAAGAUGGCGUUGUUACCAGAAACUAGUUUAUACCAGUUUAUAAAGUUUGAAAUAUAUAUAAGUUUCUUACAAAAUCGCGUUGAUUACCAACAGAAGACCUUUAUUUACACCUUGGAGCCUUGUGGAUUACUUCUUUGAAGGAUGAAUGCACUUUUUUGGGUUUUAAAGUCAGAAGCUGUGUCCUGAUCCCUGUUUUUUAAAUCGUAGAAAAGCAAGGACAUUUACUUAAACAACUCCAAAUGUGUUCGUCUGAAAGAUGAUGGACAUGUGUAUCUCAGAUUGUCUGAGGGUGAGUAAAUCAUGGGGUAAUUUUGAUAUUUGGCUGGACUAUCCCUUUACCGGUACUUGCUAAUCACUCACAAGCUGCAGUACUCACGCUAAUUAUUUAUUGGCAUUACCUAAUAUUGUAGUUUUUCUGUAGUAAAAUUGUUUAUACAUCAUUAUACAUGUAAAUAUGCUGCUCUUGUUGCAAUUACAGUGGCUAUAAAGAGCAUGCAACUUUGCGCAUCUAUAAAUAGUGAAUCAUCUUAUCUACUGGCAUAGUCGAUAGAAUAAAAACAUUACGUAGUGCAACUACAGCAGCGUUGGAUACCUGAGGUAAUUUUAUGUUAUGGCCUUCAGUAAAGAACUUCUCAACAGUGUCGUCUGCCAUUUCAAAUACUCUUGCACUUUAAAUUCAAAUAGAGAGCUGUCAAUGGUUUAUCGUUCAUCAUAUGGAAAAAAUCAUACCAAAAGUGAGCCAAACUAUAUCGUUUAUUGUGUCUUUAUCGUUAUAGUUGUGCUAUUUCAACGCUAUCUCAUGGCAAUUCGUAUGUGUUUUACAAGGUGGCUAAUUCGUACGAUCACAUUCGUACAGUUUUGUCAGUGGGGUUAGGAGUGGAGUUUCAUUAUUGUUUUAUUUUAUAUUGUGAACCCGUGCUGGCAAAAUGAGUCAGAAUGCACUCGGUCUAAUUUUGAGCUAUAGGUGAAAGAAAGUAUAAAUAUCGAAAUUAAGGUUUUUAUAAAAAUAAGUACAUUAAAGAUGCAAUUUGCCGCUGGAUGGCGCCAGAUUAAAUCAAUAACAAUGCCGUAGAUUAAUGAUGCUCUGAAGCAGCGUGGACUGAUGGGAUUUGUUGUCUUUAACUCAAACGCUGAUGGCCAUCAAUCAGACGGGAACGAGAAAUCAUGUUACACAUGAAGUAAAGUAAUCAAGUUUUAUAAAUGUGUUUUUUUUCAUUAUGUAAGGUUUCAGGUAAUGUUAGUCAUAUAUGUUACAUUAUUAGUCCAAUACGAUGGUUUGUUAACACAGCACAGAAUUAAGUGUUCAGAUGAACAAACUUACCAUAAAAAAGCGAGUGGCCCGACAGACGCGAUUACUUCUGCAUUUGUCCACGACACUGUUGUCAUGUGGUUUUUACGUCAGUAAAGGCGGUAACAAAGGGUAACGUAGAUAUUAACAUCAUUUACAGGCGACUGCACUGCCCCGUGUCACUGUUUAGGGCAGCAAUUUUCUCAUAAUUUAUAAGUAGUUGAAAACAUAUAGAUAUUGUUAGUAAUCAGCUGGACAAAAUAUGUAACACCGGACUAGUGGUUUUUGGAUAUUUUACUACAAAUAUCUUAUAAAUUGUACCUUUAAGUGAAUGUUUGGUUAACUCAGGGUUCCCGCACUCAGGGUUCCCACGGGGUCUUAAAAAGUCUAAAAUUCAGAAUGUUAAAUUUAAGGCCUUAAAAAGUCUUAAAAACGCCCAGAUUUUUAUCCUAGGUCUUAAAUUUAAUUUACCCAAGUCUUAAAUUUCUUACCUCCGUUCAUUCCCGAAAAGCAUUGUCCGCAGAAAAUAAAAUAGUCAUUUAAAACGCUAAAGAACUAAUCAGUGGCGGAAACUGGGUCUCUAAAAAAAGAAACCGGUGUCCGCACUUUGUCAUAAUCCACGCAAAUCGGCCAUUAGCUAUAUUACAGGUAUUGUUGUCUGACUGUAUACUGUGGGCUGAGCAAGAAACAAACCUUAAACUUAGUUUUGUGUAAGCAAAAAUCUUUUCUGGGUUAAUUUACCAACUAGCCCGUGGCUUAUCUGAGUAUUGGCCAGGGUCUGAAACAUAGAGGACCCAGAAGCGGAAAAAAAUCAUCUUUAUUGAAAAUCAACCUAAACAGUCGGGCUGUCGAGUCACGAGCCACCAACAGCGAGUCAACUUUAGUGUUACACAGUUUUCACUUUGGAGGAUUUUGUUUACCUCACUGCUCAAAGCGCGUUUACUUCUUUGACUUUAAUAUUGCUCUCUGCUGCAAUGCACUCGAACCUAACGCGCUUCCCCUUCAGCUCUCAACAAACAGCAGCGAUUGGCGGACGGAAAGCAAGAAAGUACCGUAAUAAACCAUAUAUUGCCAAAAAGCGCAAUUGUCUUCUUUUAGGAACAAUUCAAACUUUUUCAUAGCGCAAAUGCUUCAGGAGUUACAGUUAAAUGAAUAGGGGUAGAAUCAGAGCGUUUCUUAAUCUGAAGGCUGUAUCCGGAGGUCGAAUAGGAAGGCUGCUGCAUACAUUAUCAAGCCUGGUUUAUAAGUUAAGUUAACUGAGCAUUACAUUCGCAAGUCAAAAGAAGCAUAUUACAUUAAUUUACGAUUAACAAAAAAUAAUAAUCAUUAUUUUUAAAGUUAAUUUUAAUGUUAAUAUUCUGAAAUUAGACCUAGAAAUGCGACCACUGGCUAUAGCCUUCAGAUUGAGAAACGAUGUUCGUGGAUAACGUUAGCAACACAUAAUAAAGCACGAACAGCCUUUUAAUGGUCAAUUUCGUUUCCUUAAUGCAGUUAAACAUGCAUAAACAUUAUGGGGUGGUUUCCUGGACAGCUUAAGCCAGGAUUAGGCCUUAUAGUUUAAGUGAUCUCUUAUUAGUGGAUUUUAUUUGUCAAAAAACAUUGUUGAUAGAAUUUUAUAAAAAAAUACUACUUGCACACAUUAGUGUGAUAUAUAAAUAUUGUAAAUCAUUGCAUUUCUUGAUUAUUAAUUAAGAAAAAUCAUCUCUUUGCCUCUAACUCAAUGUAUUUCAAUGGCUCACUGUGAGCUUCCAGGAACUAACUGAAGUCUCCAUGAAUCACCUGACGGCCGAGCUUUUCGGACUUUAAUUGUCAGUCUCUUCCUAAAUGGCAAUGGAUAGAAUUUGUCGGCGCAAACACUCGUGGUCUAAUAGGGUUAAGCAUAAUGUAUUUCUGUGUAUUUUGAGUAUUUGUUUUAAUAGUGUGUUUAUUUAAUAUUUUUCUAUAACUGAAUCAAUAAAAAUAGAACGUUUUGAGAAUUUCUGAGAUCAUUCGAAUGCUUCUAGUAAUGUGUCGUGUUGGUCUUAAAUUUUACUCAUAAUGGUAUUAAAAGGUCUUAAAAAGGUCUUAAAUUUAACUUGCUGAAACCUGCAAGAACCCUGUAACUGUUGAGGAAAAAUAUCUGAUGUGUAACAUUAUAUUAGAUCUGCAUUACAGUAGAUCUUACAGCUUUCUGUCUCAACGUCAAUCAAACAAUAAAAGAAAGAAAAAGUUGAACAAUUAUUUUUCCUAUAGCUUUGGUUUUGACUUUGUCUCUGCUAAAUCUAUUAGUUUUACCAGUGAUUUUAAAGUAUGGAUGCGUGAUUUUGUUUCUAAACCUUCAAAAAUCUUAACAUACAUUUUUUCAAAAAUUCUAACAGGUCAUUUUUGUCAGAUUCCAACAAAUCAUACAUCGUUUCAAAGUUUUUUAAUAGAUAAUGUCAUUUUUUUAAAAAAUUUGCUCAUUCCAAAUCAAUUUGCCAGCACAGGUCACGUAUAUUUUUGUACCAUUCACUUCAUACGAAUUAGCCAACUCGUAAAAUAUGUACGAAUUCCCUUGAGAUCAGGCUGGCUAAUCUCUUUCAUUUUUUCAAACUAUAUUUCAAUAGUUAUCACCCAUAGUGUGAACGGCCCUUUACAGCAGAGUCGGGUUACAUAAGCAGGACUAGAACUGAAUGUUUCAGGUGUAUGUUUUCAUUUUGAAAUCAUAUUACACAUCUCUGAUGUGACCAUUCGAAGAAAAAGCACACGCAUAUCCGUGUAUUAUUUUUACAUCAGAUGAUAAAGAUCUUGGGUGGAGCUGAAUCUUUAUCGACAGAGCUACGAGUUAAAGAUAUUAAAGUAAAAGAAUCGAGCUUGCAUCUAAGCAUUUAGUCAGCGGGUGGGCAUUAUGCAAAUGUGUUAUAUGUUCAAUGUAAAUUCAGAAACGUAUAAUAGGUGCUCUUUAAUGUUCACAUUCCACAGUCGAGUUUUAUAGUGCUUUUAUUCACAAAAUGCACAAGUGAUAUAUUUUUUUCAGUAAGUGCAUUAGAUAGGAAUCAUAUCUAUCAGUUGACUAACAUGAAUGCCCUUCAAAGCUCUUUUUUUUGUGUUUAAUGAAAGACUCAUGAAGUAUUUAGGCUUUUUUAUACAAUUACUCCCAUUUGGAAAAGUUUCAGACUGUCACUUUCUUUCAGCAGUGCACGCCUUACUAUGUGGUUUUACUGUCAUAUCAUCAAGACGACAAUAAAAGGUCUACACACAUUCCUCACAGAGAUAUUACAGAUUUUUGUUUUUCUCUACUUUGCUUUUUUGACACAGGACAGUGAUGGGUUUAGAAAUGUACUUUGAAUUCAGUUUUAUAGCUUGUUUUGUUCGGACUGGACACACUGUCAUACUGUAUACAUACUGGAAGUAAAACUAAAACUCUAUUUCGUCAACUGUGCCUUAAAUAUAUAAAGAAUACGCAAAACGCAUUUCACUGAAAAGAAUAUGAUUGCAAUAUAAAUGGCAUGACAUUACAUUUAUGCAUUUGUCACUUUUAUCGAGCGUAUACAACAACGUCACUUUUCCACGUGACCAUAACAAAAUGGCUGGUUUUCAUAUAGCGGCUGCUGCGAAAACGGCAGUAAAACUGACUAUUAUCAGCUUAAAUUGAAUUAAGUUGGCCUUAAAAGUGACCCUAACAACUUGCCAAACAACCAAUAGUCUGUGGACAUUGCCAGACAUUGCUUUUCCUGACACAUAGGUUUGUCUUGCUUAACACUAUUAAACCAUCCCA
Messenger RNA from Paramisgurnus dabryanus, 7614 nucleotides. It is a transcript of the gene colgalt1a, whose product is annotated as collagen beta(1-O)galactosyltransferase 1a. NCBI's taxonomy places the organism in Eukaryota, Metazoa, Chordata, Actinopteri, Cypriniformes, Cobitidae. The record is from RefSeq and is a predicted model, not a curated record. Gene Ontology annotation, molecular function: procollagen galactosyltransferase activity.